CCCUCGGCGAGGAUUUGAACAGGGCGCGGGGCCGGCUCGGGCCCUGGUUUCCAGUGUGGUCUUGACUUGCCAGUUGGGCGGAAAGGCUUCCUUCCAGCGGGAUGCAAAAUGGAGCACCUUAAAGGUGCAGAUUUUGUGGCACGGACCAGUACUCCUGAAGAAUCUCUGGCUUUGUUGUCAGAGUUGAAGGAAUGUCUCAUCUCUGAAGCAAAAAAUGCACAAACUUCAAGCCAAGCUGCCAAACAAACAACGGUGUGCGAUCAGAUCCUGAGGGCUUGCAUCCACAGAUUUGGGACAAAGUUAGACUUCUCUGCUCACUUAAAAAGCCUUCACGCCUUAGCCGAGGUGGCUUAUGAUGGUUAUGUUAAAGCCAGGUCCCAAUAUGUUCCACUCUAUUUGGAAAGGCUGCUUUAUCAUUUGCUGAAGGGUGCUGCUGCCGGGGGCCCGUCCGAUUCCUGCAUGAGAUUUGCUGGUCUUCUCUAUGAGGAGCUCUCACAGAACCAGCCUCCCCAGGUGCCUGCUGAUGACUAUACAUCAAUUACCAAAAGUGCCUUCAGUGUACUGUGGAAAAGUACAGAUGCCAUGUCUAAAAUGGACAAGACUCCACUGGAGCUCAGGACCAUUCUCUCUACCCAAGUGCAAGCUAUCCGCUUCUUGAUGCUUCUAGAUCAUGAUGCUGCUACCUUGUCUGUCCAGGAGCCUCCAUUCUUUACCACCAUGGUGGCUCGGCAUGCCUCGGCUGCAGCUGCUGUAUUUGAGGCCCAGCAGAACCCACUGAGCAAGGAAGAGGCCUGUUUUCUCAGUGACCAGCUCUUCCACCACCUUGUUGAAGCCAUUUUGGAAAGGAAGAGCAAGAAGGAGCCUUUGGCCAUCCAGGACUGCCUCCAUGUCUGUGAGCUAGCCAUCAUAAGGGCCCGUUACCUCUGCAAAAGUGGCUGCUUCAGAGAAUGCAAUGAAAUUCUCCGGCAAUCCAGCAGCUACUUGAGCAGAUCCAGCAACAUGAAGCAUUGGUUUGCUGUAAUUUUUAAGACUCUUUCAGCUGGACUUGUAAUAAGUAGAAAGCUACUGCUUGGUGAGGGAUCAGUGGGGCCUUCCUUUCAUCAGAUUGCUGAGGGGAUAGCUUCUUUACUAGAUAUUGAAGAACCACUUCUAAAACUGCUGGUUGAAAGCUGCCAAUUACUUGUAACUUCUUUAUAUGGACAUGUGAGGAAGAGUCAGUGGAGGCAUUUCAGCUUGGAAGAAAUUCAAGGGUUCUCUGCUUUCAUGGAACAUUACCUCACAAUGUUCAGCAAGUUGAUAAAAAUGGUUUCCCCAGACAAUGUGAAACAAAAGCAAGCUGUGAUGAAAUUAAUGUAUCAUUACGUUCAGCUGUAUACUACUAUAGUCUAUGAUUCUCUUCAGGCUGUACAGGAACCAGAGGUUGCUGGGCUUCCACAGUUAUUGGCGUCUCUUCAGAGAAUUGUUAAUGGAUUUCUGGAUAGGAUAGAUGAUCUUUCUGAGAGGGAACAAGCUGAAUACCUGGAUCACUCAGCCUAUUGUGUGUCACGGCUAGCAUAUAGCUUUUACACUCAUAAGAUGUAUGUGGAAUCUAACUCAGUGGCAGAGCUCUUCUGCAAAUGGAUGGCUAAGAAGGUGUUUUCCCAAUAUCCAGACCUCCUGACUGAAAAGCUACACAAUUGUUUUAAAUUGCAAGUGGAAAACUAUAGAAAAUUGGGCUUGGUAGAAGAAGCUCUGCAGGCUGUGGUACGCUGGCUGGCUUCUUAUCCUAGCAAGAUCACAGAACACAUGGCAGAACCAAUCUCCUUCUGGGUCAAAGUCAAAAUCGAUGCCAGCAAAAGUGGGGCAGAUGACCUAAGACUGAAGACUUUGAAGGAGGGUCUGGAAGACUACAAUUUGGAUUCUGAGAUUCUUUUGGAAGUGCUGUUGGAGGAGCUCAAGGCCUACAAGACAGUGCGAGUAGACACUGGCCAGGAACGUUUCAAUGUGAUCUGUGACCUGCUAGAUAUGUGUCCUGAUGAUGGUAAUUGCAUCCAUAAGCGGGCUGUGAUCCUGGUGGAACUGGCCCAGGUGCUGUGUUACCAUGACUACAGUGAGCAUACAGAAUGCUCUGCCUUGGACUCUAUACAUGAAGCCUUGCGACUGUUGGACUCAGUGCCAGAGACUCCUCAAAAUAAAGAGCAGCUCCAGGAUGACAAGGCCCAAGCCUUCCUCUGGCUUUACAUCUGUACAAUUGAGGACAAAAUGCAUGAAAGCAUCAAGCAGGAACAGAGGAUAAAAAAUAACGAGAGACAAAAGGACAUAGAAGUAUUUGAAAACUUUGAGACCAAUGAUCUGGGAUAUGAAAACAAGACCCAGGAUGACAGAUUCCUGUAUCUUGGCAUUUCCUUCAACUUAUCAGCUGACUCUGUGCAGUCAAAGUGCUUGGAUGAUGCUCUUGCCUUGUGGAAAGACCUCAUAUCCAAAAGUAGGACCCCAACUGUCCGUAGCAUUGAGCAGACAAUAGCAUCUCUGCACAUGAUGGCAGCUUUAUACAGGGUCAUGGGGAAGCCAUUACAGGCCAUGGAGAGCUACUUCCUGAUUGCAACUCUGUCCAGUGCACUUAAAGACGUUGUGGCGAAGACCAGUGCCUUGUGCCAAAUCACCAAGUUACUUUUGCAGCUGGAGUGCCCGAGUUAUGCUGAGAUCAUUCUAAAAGAAGCUGAAUCCUGCCUGCAGAAUGUAGACAGCAAUCAUGAUUCUUACCUGCUGACAAAACAAACGUUAACUGUGCUCUCUAGCAAGUUAUGCUUAGCAAGCCACAAGAUUGAAGAAGGUAUUCUUCUUCUAACAGAAGUUUUGCAAAGCCUUGCUCUGCAGAGGUCCUCUAAAGUCUGGUGCCUGCUCCGAGCCAACGCUCUCCACUUAACAGCUGCUUACCUUGGCCUGCCUCCUUCCAUUCUCCCACUGGCACUGAGGCAGAAACUCUUUGUGCAAGGAUGGAAGACUCCUGAAAUGGCUUUGAGUGAUGCACACAGGCUCUACCGCAGCAUUCUAUUGAAUUUCUCUCUAAUUAGUUGUGAAACUUCUGCUAAAGAUAGUCCAGAACAUCAAUUUGUAGAUCAUGGAGACAAUCUGGUGCAGAAAUGGCAAGUCUUGGCUGACAUGUUUGUUUGCUCUGAGAGCUUGGUGUCUCUCCUUGGCGAGAUUGAGACCAUAAGUGAAGCAAAAGCCUUUUGCCUGGAAGCACUUAAAAUCUCAAUGAAGCUGCAAUCUAUUCGAUGGUGUGCUUGCUUUCUGAUCUUGAAGAGCAGCCUGGAAUUGCAGCGCAGUGACCUGGAAUUGUGUCGCUCAGAUCUCGAGCAGAUCCUUUUCCUUCUUGAAUCAAGCACAGUUUUUGAAAAUAAUGAAAAAAAAGUUGAUGUAAAAAUAAAGCCGAAGAAAGCAGGAUGCCAGGACAAGAAACCUCGACGCCAGAGCUUGGAGUCUUCACCGGAAGAGAGGUCUUUCCUCAGGGAAGUGUCUCUGGAGUUUGUCGAUACCAUCUCUGCACAGAAGGAGAAUUUGCUUACCACCUCGCCGGUGCUGAAGCCAAAACUGAAGAAGCUACCCAGCUUUUUAAGCCAUUCGGAAGGAUGCCACUGCUCUUUGUGUUCAGAUGUGGUUCUCUCAGCUGUCUGCCUCUGUUGGCUGAUCACCUCUGCAGAGAGGGAACUGGCCUAUGGGAACAGGAUGGAUGGAUUGCAUCUCCUGGAAGCUGCUCUGCAGCGGUGUGCUGUGGUAUCUCUGCGCAUUUCAAGCAUGGUGGCAGCCAUUUCUGAAGGCAAAGACAAGGUGUUUGUGGCCCCACGACAGCCCUCAGUCAGAUUUCUUGAUGAUUUAAUAGCUCGUAUUUAUGUGACACUUGCAAAACAAAGCAUGAAUGCCAACAGACCAGAGAAAAAGCUUUCGAAGUUUCUGGAGACUGGCUUGACCUUUCUGUCUUCCAAGCAAUCACAGAAACCUGGACUUGAAUAUCAAAGGGCUAGGCUGCUGCUUAUCAAAGCAGUGGCUACCAUUUCUGUCUUAGCCUCUGGUCAAGAUGGCUGUGCAGGCAACACGGUUUUUAGCACAUGGUCCUGGAAACUCCCAUUAUCUCUUCAGGGCAGCCAAGAAGGCAAGCCAGCAGCAAGGAAGGCAUCAGACGAACUCCAUAGGUUGGCCCCCAAAAGUAAAAUACAGAGACAGGUACGCGCUGCCUCUAAAGCAAAGCCAAAGAGGGUCCAAGGAAUGAAGUUACAACCCGCGGUCAAAAUUAAUGAUGUGUUUGCCCUGCCUGACUCUGACUCCGAGAUUCCUCCAGUUAGCCUUAGGCCCCCAGCAGAACUCUGUACUCCAGCCCCGCGAUCUCUUCCAGUCUCCAAAACAAGACAGUCUUCCACUGCCAAGCCAAUUCUCUCCCACAAAGCUCCAUUUGCAGUUUUUGAGGAUGCUUCUCCAAAGCUGAAGACUGAACUUCCAAAAGCUCCCAAAGUCACCAGAAGAAUGAAAUCUCGAAUUAAGGUCAUUUUCAGUGAUGACAGUGAUAUUGAAGAUACUCCACAAACUAGGCAGGAGCCCCAGUUCCCCACUGCCAAAGAACCAAUGGUUGACAUCCACAGACCAGGACAGAGGACAGUGGCCUCUAGCCAAAAGCCAUCUAAGGUGACUUCUGCCAAGAUAACAGGGAGCAAUGUGAGCUCUUCCGACAAUGAGUCUCAGAUGGAAAAGACAAAAUCCCAACCUGGAAGAUCGUGUGCCAAGAGAGUCACUAGGCGUGGAAAACAGCUUGAGGUAACCCAGAAAACUUCUUAUAAGGGGAGCGCUUGCAGAGCUCAGGCUGAGCAAAGAGAAAGAAUUGCUGAAGAAGAAAAAGAGAUAAUGAGGACCAUUGAGGAAGGACUUGAGUCUAACUUUGAAGUCUUAUGUGCUUCUGAUGAAGAUGAUGUCAUUAAAGAGGGCAGAAGGCACUUUAACACUGAAGACGGCCAAGAGAUUCUCCGGAGAGAUAUUGCUGGUGAUUUGCGGGAGAUUUUUAAGGCGGCAGACAAGAGAACCUGUGAAGAUCCAUUCAGCUUGGAUGCUCUUGCAACCUCUUUGGACACACUUGCCGCCAUUACAGACUCCUUGUCCAUGGACUCUGUCUAUGACUCCCUGCAAACCGCCUUCCACUCAGUUGGCCAUUACCCUCCGGGAACCUUCUACAGCCAUCUCUGUCAGCUCAUGGCUCUCUGCAUUGGGAACAAGGAUCCACUGCGUACUGCUUACUUGGUUUCUGAGUCGGUUGCCGUCACUCUUCGCCAUCAGAUACUCACUAUCACCAACAGGAAACUCAACAAAAUGAAAAAGGCAUCUCUGGCCAGUGCUGUCAAGCAGCUGGAGGCACUUAGCCUGCAAGAAGGAAAAGGGGGUGCUCGCUUCCAGCAUCUCUCAGAACUAGAAAACCUCUUCAGAUUUAACUGCCACAAUCCAUUGAACCUGGAGGCAGAGAACUGGAAAGAACAGCUGCAACAAAUCCCCCAUGGGGUGACAAUAUGCAUAUUGACCUCAGUGAGUAUCCAGCCUGAUACUAUUGGGGACAUCCUCUUGCUGACAAAGUUGGAGAAGGAGGCUGACCCAGUGACCAUCCAGAUACAGACCACGCAUACCCAGGUGUCUUUAAAUGCAGCACUCAGUGAGUUGGAUGCUAUCUUACAGAAGCAGAAAGAGAUUUCUAAUUUCACUGAGAAGGAGGACUGGUGGGCUGGCCGGAUUACGUUGGACAAAAGAAUGAAGGCUUUGACAGAGUCCCUGGAAACACACAUCCUGGGCUGCUGGAAGGGUGCCCUGUUACCUACCUGUGAGGACCCCAGCUUGGUUGAGGAAGCUGCCCGCUUGCAAAUGUGUCUCAAGGAAUGUGGUUGUGAAAAGGUGGAACUGGCAUUGCUCAAGGCAAUGCUGAAUGGAUCACAUCUCUUGACCCCGCAAGAUGUGUGGAGCUUGGCACAGGGGUUCAGCCCAGUUCAACCUGAGAGAGCACAAAACCUUAUACAGGAAGCAGUGGACAAACUGAGAGACCAUACUGGUUUGGCAUCAAAUGGCCAUGUCAUCCUUGUGCUGGAUAAACACUUGCAGAAGCUCCCAUGGGAAAACAUCCCAUGCCUGAGAUCUCAGCCUAUGACCCGGUUGCCAUCUCUGCGUUUCUUGCUUAGCUAUUCACUUACAAAAAAGGUAAUAAAUCCCUGUUUUUCUUCUGUAACAGGAAGUUUGGCUCAGCUGGAUAUCUUUCCAGGGGCUAAGCUUUGGGAGAGGCAAGAAGAGGUCAUGGCUAGUGAUACCUUCUACAUCUUGAAUCCUCAUGGAAACCUUCCAGGAACAGAGAAGUUGUUUGAUGAUUGGUUUCAGAGUGAGCCUGGAUGGACUGGAGUGGUGGGAAAGAGUCCUGCUCCAGACCAAGUACCUUUGGCCCUUGAAGAACAUGAUCUCUACAUCUAUGCUGGGCAUGGUGCUGGUGCACGUUUUGUAGACUCCAUCCUUAAAAUGGACUGCAGGUCUGUGGCUCUUCUCUUUGGAUGUAGCAGUGCUGCCCUUGCGGUGCAAGGCAAUCUGGAGGGAACUGGUGCUGUCCUCAGGUUCCUCAUGGCAGGAUGUCCCCUAGUGCUGGGCAAUCUCUGGGAUGUGACUGACCGAGACAUUGACCGCUUCAUGCAGGCUCUUCUGAAGAACUGGCUGAAGGCAGGCUCUGGAGCUCCUCUGCUCCACUACAUCAUUCAGUCACGCCAGGCACCCAGACUCAAAUACAUGAUUGGUGCUGCUCCCAUAGCUUAUGGACUCCCAGUUUUUCUACAGUAGCCUGAUGGGAGACGUUUGGA
Molecule: messenger RNA, 6845 nt
Organism: Anolis sagrei ordinatus
Lineage: Eukaryota; Metazoa; Chordata; Lepidosauria; Squamata; Anolidae
Source: RefSeq, a predicted model, not a curated record